AUGUCUCUCAAAGCGCACGGAUCGGGUCUUAUCAGUGGUAUCGCUGGUAUGGUCAACAAGUUUACGGUAUUCACGAGUGGUAAAAAUGUGACCGGACUUACCGUCGCAUUCGAGGGUCCAUCAAAGCCGGAGAUCAGUUUCCACAACAAUAAGGACGGGUCAGUUGAGGUGCACUACAACCCGAAAGUGGGCGGCGAAUACCGCAUACAUAUUAAGUACGACAGCAAAGACAUCAUAGGCUCGCCCUAUAACUGC
Molecule: messenger RNA, 255 nt
Organism: Medioppia subpectinata
Lineage: Eukaryota; Metazoa; Arthropoda; Arachnida; Sarcoptiformes; Oppiidae
Source: the annotation of a GenBank genome assembly